AUGCCUGGUCCAAGAGCUUGGAGCUUGCCUGGUCUAGGAGCUUGCCUGGACGUGGACGUGGACGUGAACGUGGACGUGGACGUGGACGUGGACGUGGUCGUGGACGUGGACCUGGACGUGGACAUGGACGUGGACGUGGACGUGGACCUGGACGUGGACGUGGACGUGGACGUGGACGUGGACGAGGACGUGGACGUGGUCGUGGACGUGGACGUGGACGUGGACGUGGACGUGGACGACAUGGACAUGGACAUGGACGUGGACGUGGAUGUGGACGUGGACAUGGAGGUGGACGUGGACGUGGACAUGGAGGUGGACAUGGACGUGGACGUGGACGUGGACGUGGACGUGGACAUGGACGUGGACGUGGACGUGGACGUGGACAUGGACGUGGACAUGGACGUGGACAUAGACGUGGACAUGGACGUGGACAUGGACGUGGACAUGGACGUGGACGUGGACGUGGACGUGGACGUGGACGUGGACCUGGACGUGGACAUGGACGUGGACAUGGACGUGGACAUGGACAUGGACAUGGACAUGGACAUGGACGUGGACGUGGACGUGGACAUGGACGUGGACGUGGACGUGGACGUGGACGUGGACGUGGACGUGGACAUGGACGUGGACAUGGACAUGGACGUGGACGUGGACAUGGACGUGGACAUGGACAUGGACGUGGACAUGGACAUGGACGUGGACGUGGACAUGGACGUGGACGUGGACGUGGACGUGGACUUGGACGUGGACGUGGACGUGGACAUGGACAUGGACGUGGACAUGGACGUGGACGUGGACGUGGACGUGGACGUGGACAUGGACAUGGACAUGGACAUGGACGUGGACAUGGACGUGGACGUGGAUAUGGACGUGGACGUGGACGUGGACGUGGACGUGGACGUGGACGUGGACGUGGACGUGGUCGUGGACGUGGACGUGGACGUGGACGUGGUCGUGGACGUGGACGUGGACAUGGACGUGGACAUGGACAUGGACAUGGACGUGGAGGUGCACGUGGACGUGGACGUGGACGUGGACGUGGACGUGGUAGUGGACGUGGACGUGGACGUGGACGUGGACGUGGACGUGGACGUGGACGUGGACUUGGACGUGGACGUGGACAUGGUCGUGGACGUGGACGUGGACAUGGACGUGGACAUGGACGUGGACGUGGACAUGGACCUGGACGUGGACGUGGACGUGGUCGUGGAUGUGGACGUGGACAUGGACAUGGACGUGGACGUGGACGUGGUCGUGGACGUGGACGUGGUCGUGGACGUGGACUUGGACGUGGACGUGGACGUGGACGUGGACAUGGACGUGGACGUGGACGUGGACGUGGACGUGGACUUGGACGUGGACGUGGACGUAGACGUGGACGUGGACGUGGACGUGGACGUGGACGUGGACGUGGACAUGGACGUGGACUUGGACGUGGACGUGGACGUGGACAUGGACGUGGACGUGGACGUCGACGUGGACGUGGACAUGGACGUGGUUGUGGACGUGGACGUGGACAUGAACGUGGACGUGAACGUGGACGUGGACGUGGACGUGGUCGUGGACGUGGACGUGGAUGUGGACAUGGACGUGGACGUGGACGUGGACGUGGACGUGGACUUGGACGUGGACAUGGACGUGGACGUGGACGUGGACGUGGACGUGGACGUGGACGUGGACGUGGGCGUGGACGUGGACAUGGGCGUGGUCGUGGACGUGGGCGUGGACAUGGACGUGGACGUGGUCGUGGACGUGGGCGUGGACGUGGACAUGGACGUGGGCGUGGACGUGGACGUGGACGUGGACAUAGACGUAAACGUGGACAUGGACGUGGACAUGGACGUGGGCGUGGACGUGGGCGUGGACGUGGACGUGGACGUGGACGUGGACGUGGACGUGGGCGUGGACGUGGACGUGGACAUGGACGUGGACGUGGACGUGGACGUGGUCGUGGACGUGGUCGUGGACAUGGACGUGGACAUGGACGUGGACGUGGACAUGGACGUGGACAUGCACAUGGACGUGGACGUGGACAUGGACAUGGACAUGGACGUGGACGUGGACGUGGACGUGGACGUGGACGUGGACGUGGUCGUGGACGUGGACGUGGUCGUGGACGUGGACGUGGACGUGGUCGUGGACGUGGACGUGGUCGUGGACGUGGACGUGGACGUGGACGUGGACGUGGACGUGGACGUGGUCGUGGACGUGGACGUGGACGUGGACGUGGACGUGGACAUGGACGUGGACAUGGACGUGGACAUGGACGUGGAUGUGGACGUGGACGUGGACGGGGACGGGGACGUGGACGCGGACGUGGACGUGGACGUGGACGUGGACGUGGACAGGGACGUGGACGCGGACGUGGACGUGGACAGGGACGUGGACGCGGACGCGGACGUGGACAGGGACGUGGACGUGGACGUGGACGCGGACGUGGACGGGGACGGGGACGUGGACGUGGACAUGGACGUGGACGCGGACGUGGACGCGGACAGGGACGUGGACGCGGACGUGGACGUGGACGUGGACGUGGACGUGGACAGGGACGCGGACGUGGACGUGGACGUGGACCUGGACGUGGACGCGGACGUGGACGUGGACGGGGACGUGGACGUGAACGUGGACGUGGACGCGGACGUGGACGCGGACGUGGACGUGGACAGGGACGUGGACGUGGACGUGGACAGGGACGUGGACGGACGUGGACGUGGACGUGGACCUGGACGUGGACAUGGACGUGGACGUGGUCACGUGGACAUGGACGUGGGCGUGGACGUGGACGUGGACGUGGACGUGGACGUGGACGUUGACGUGGACGUGGACGUGGACGUGGACGUGGACGUGGACGUGGACAUGGACAUGGACAUGGACGUGGACGUGGACGUGGACAUGGACGUGGACGUGGACGUGGACAUGGACGUGGACGUGGACGUGGACGUGGACGUGGACAUGGACGUGGACGUGGACGUGGACGUGGACGUGGACGUGGACGUGAACGUGGACAUGGACGUGGACGUGGACGUGGACGUGGACGUGGUCGUGGACGUGGACGUGGACGUGGACAUGGUCGUGGACGUGGACGUGGACGUGGACUUGGACGUGGACAUGGACGUGGACGUGGACGUGGACGUAGACGUGGACGUGGGCGUGGACGUGGACAUGGACGUGGUCGUGGACGUGGGCGUGGGCGUGGACGUGGACAUGGACAUGGACAUGGACGUGGACCUGGACGCGGACGUGGACGUGGACAGGGACGUGGACGCGGACGUGGACGUGGACAGGGACGCGGACGCGGACGUGGACAGGGACGUGGACGCGGACGUGGACGUGGACAGGGACGUGGACGCGGACGUGGACGUGGACGUGGACGUGGACGUGGAGGACUUGGACGUGGACGUGGACGUGGACGUGGACGUGGACGUGGACAUGGACGUGGACGUGGACGUGGACGAGGACAGGGACGUGGACGCGGACGUGGACGUGGACGUGGACGGGGACGUGGUCGUGGAGGACUUGGACAUGGACGUAAACGUGGACGUGGACGUGGACAUGGGCAUGGAGGUGGACGUGGAGAUGGACGUGGACAUGGAGAUGGACGUGGACAUGGACAAGGACGUGGACAUGAACGUGGACGUGGACGUGGACGUGGACGUGGACAUGGACGUGGACGUGGACGUGGACGUGGACGUGGACAUGGACUUGGAGGUGGACGUGGACGUGGAAGUGGACGUGGACGUGGACGUGGACAUGGACGUGGACGUGGACAUGGACGUGGACGUGGACAUGGACGUGGACAUGGACGUGGACGUGGAGGUGGACGUGGACGUGGACGUGGUCGUGGACGUGGACGUGGACGUGGACGUGGACAUGGACAUGGACGUGGACGUGGACUUGGACGUGGUCGUGGACGUGGACGUGGACGUCGACAUGGACGUCGACAUGGACGUCGACAUGGACCGACAUGGACGUGGACGUGGACUGGACAUGGACGUGGACGUGGACAUGGACGUGGACAUGGACAUGGACAUGGACGUGGACGUGGACGUGGACGUGGACGUGGACAUGGACGUGGACGUGGACGUGGACGUGGACUUGGACGUGGACGUGGCCGUGGACGUGGACUUGGACGUAAACGUGGACGUGGACAUGGACAUGGACGUGGACGUGGACGUGGACGUGGACGUGGACAUGGACAUGGACAUGGACGUGGACGUCGACAUGGACGUGGACGUGGACGUGGACGUGGACAUGGACGUGGACGUGGACAUGGACGUGGACGUGGACGUGGACGUGGUCGUGGACGUGGACGUGGACGUGGACGUGGACAUGGACGUGGACGUGGUCGUGGACGUGGACGUGGUCGUGGACGUGGUCCUGGACGUGGACGUGGUCGUGGACGUGGACAUGGACGUGGACGUGGUCGUGGACGUGGACGUGGACGUGGACGUGCACAUGGACGUGGACGUGGACGUGGACGUGGACGUGGUCGUGGACGUGGACGUGGACAUGGACGUGGACAUGGACGUGGACAUGGACGUGGACAUGGACAUGGACGUGGAUGUGGAUGUGCACGUGGACGUAGACGUGGACGUGGACGUGGACGUGGACAUGGACGUGAACGUGGUCGUGGACAUGGACGUGGACGUGGACAUGGACGUGGACAUGGACAUGGACGUGGACGUGGACGUGGACAUAGACGUGGACGUAGACGUGGACGUGGACGUGGAAGUGGACGUGGACGUGGACGUGGACAUGGACGUGGAGAUGGACGUGGACGUGGACGUGGACUUGGACGUGGACGUGGACGUGGACGUGGACGUGGACGGGGUCAUGGACGUGGACAUGGACGUGGACGGAGACACGUGGACGUGGACGUGGACGUGGACGUAG
Molecule: messenger RNA, 4893 nt
Organism: Closterium sp. NIES-65
Lineage: Eukaryota; Viridiplantae; Streptophyta; Zygnematophyceae; Desmidiales; Closteriaceae
Source: the annotation of a GenBank genome assembly